AUGGGCAAAUCACAGGGACUGUUCUCGGUCACGAUCUCCGCCAAACGGAAGCCGGGCAUGGACGAAGAUGCUUAUCACAAGUACAUCAGCGAGACGCACGCCGGACAUCUGAAACAUCUCCUCGUGGAGAAGAAAAUCGUCGAUUACACAAUGGACAUCGAGAAUCUAUUUCCCAAUCUGCCUUCCAUCAACCGCUCUCCUUAUGACGCAUUUGUCACGAUUGUAUUCCGCAACAUUGAAGACUACGUUAGUGUGAAAAACGAUCCGCACUACAUGAGUGUCGUAAACCCAGAUCACGGCAACUUUGCGGACGGACCAAGCACGAUGAUGUCUUUUGGCUGGUUCGAGAAACAUGUGGCAGAUGGCAAGCUUGUGGAAGGCUAG
This is a messenger RNA of Parastagonospora nodorum SN15, 384 nucleotides long. RefSeq lists its product as hypothetical. The transcript has 2 exons. NCBI's taxonomy places the organism in Eukaryota, Fungi, Ascomycota, Dothideomycetes, Pleosporales, Phaeosphaeriaceae. Gene Ontology annotation, molecular function: oxidoreductase activity. The coding region runs from base 1 to 384 and encodes 127 amino acids. The record is from RefSeq and is a predicted model, not a curated record.